This is a messenger RNA of Equus caballus (horse), 3157 nucleotides long. The record is from RefSeq and is a predicted model, not a curated record. Lineage: Eukaryota; Metazoa; Chordata; Mammalia; Perissodactyla; Equidae.
UUAUUAUCACAAAAAUCGUGUGGACAAUUUAGACAGGGAGGCAUUUUGUGCAAUGAUGAAAUUUUGAACCAUUUCUCCCGUGUAAACUUGCAUAUCUUAUUUUCUCCUCACGAACAUCUCUCGUAGCAAAUCAUUUGUCUUGACAUCAAAAGACAGUUUAUAUUUCUUCAAGAAUACGUGCUAAGAGAAACGAAUUCUUACUAUAUAUUGCAUGUUAAACAUUUGAUAUUAAACACAGUUUUGGGGGGUCACUUGGGAGGGGGAAUUUUGCCACCCCCAGUUUCCUGUGUUGGUAGAUAUAUCCCAUUGACUAGAAAAUCACAUAUUUGUGACUCAGUCACGUAUUUGUAAAUAUUUAAUUAUAGCUGAAGCUUAGGAAAUCAGAAAGCUUGAUGGCGGGUUGGGAGGUAUGAGAAGGGUACGCUUCUUUAAGACAGGGAGUCAGUUUAGAAUCUGCACUGUUUUCUGAGAUGGGGAAGGAGGGGGGAGACAGGAGCAGCCGUGGGAGGUCACGGCCAAGAGGGACUGGAUCCUGCCCCCAGGGACCGCCAUGGACUAGGCGAGGAUGCUGAGCGCUCCUCUGGAGGCUGAGGAGCCAGCAGAGACCGGCGGCCCAGAGGAUGGGAGGGCCGGGACCACCCCCCAGAAGGUGGCCGGACUCUCCAGGGAGGACAGCCAGGCCCAGGAGAUGCUGCGACUGCAGCAGCAGAUCUCUGAGCUCCGGGAGGUGGUCAGGAGGCAGGAGGCUUGGUGGGCUGCGGCUCACCGCCGACUCCAGAACCAGAUAGAUGCUCUGCUGACACAGAACCUGGAGCUGCUGCGGGAUGGACCGAGAGCCUCAGAGCUGCAGCGACUGGAGGCCAAAAAGACUCACACAGCCUCCCACCCCCCAAGAAGGAAAUCCGACAUGCUGGUAUCAGAAUCUAAUUUUGGAAAAACUCCACCUCCGACCGCUGAUGAGGAAAUAGCACCCAAACACGCGGGCCGCCAAAGUCACAGUGCUACUUUCGUAGGACAAAGGCCGUCGUCUCAAAACCCAAUAAGUAUAAAGAUAGAAAGAAUUGACUCAGGGAAAAGAAUGUCAUGUGGAGACGGAGAUAAAACUCUUUCCAGAAGUCUUCAAGUCAGAAGUGCAAUGCCCACUGGGAGGGACAUUCCUUCUGAAGACGAGCCCACUGUGUUUGAGGAUGAAAAGCUCCCAGUUUUUGAUCUUGAGGCCCUCCAGCUGAAGGGGCAGUGUCAGGUUUGUGACUGUCAUUGCCCCCAGGCUGCACACCCAUCUUCCCAAAGUCUGCAAAAAUCGAACGGCAGGAAGUCCCCAGUGCCAGCUGCGAAUGUCGUGCUCAAGGAGGACGAGCCAGCCGCAGACGGAAAUGACACGAGCACAUCGCCCUCCCAGAGUCCUGUGGGCAGCUCUCCCGCCCAGGUGCAGACUGAUGAGUUCCCCGGGUCCUCCCCGAACGUGGCCGAGCCCCAGAAUCUUCCUGUAGAAGCGGUAUCUUCCCCAAAUGCAUUACAACACGUGGACACUAAGAUAAAAAAGGAGGAAAAAGCAGAAGAAAUACAACCCCCAGACGGCCAGGUGGAGCAGGCGCUCAGUGACAGCUGUAAAGUCAUCAACUUCUCGAAAGGCACAGAGAAGGACACGAGUGUUGACAAGAAGACCACCAACACCAGUGCUGAGAAGAAGACCACGGUCCUGCGGUUUCUUAACGGGGAGGUGAAGAAGAUCCUUCCAGAUCAGAGAGUGAUAUAUCAUCAUGCGAGUGCUCAGACGACGCACACGAUCUAUCCCAAUGGUUUGGAAGUGGUGCAGUUUCCUAACGGGCUGACAGAAAAAUUCUAUCCUGAUGGCUCAAAGGAAAUCAUGUUUCCGGAUGGGACAGUGAAACAUCUUAAAGACGGACAAGAAGAGAUUGUAUUUCCUGACGGGACAACUGUGAGUGUGGAAAGGAACGGCGACAAAACCAUCGUGUUCAGCAACGGGCAGAGGGAAAUCCACACGGCCCAGUUCAAGAGGAGGGAAUACCCCGAUGGCACCAGCAAGACUGUGUAUUGCAACGGCCACCAGGAGACCAAGUACGCCUCUGGUAGGGUUAGGAUCAAAGACGAGACUGGAAACAUCAUCCUGGACAAGAAGUAAGACCAUCGCUCAAAACGCAAUAUUACGUGUGAAUUCCAACUGUAUUUUUUGCAAGAACAGAAACAAAAAACUAAUAAUACAUUGACUGUCCCAAAUAAUGGAGAGCCACACAAAAGUUUCAGAUUACCCAAGUCAUCUAGAAAUUGUAAGGGAAGAGACAUCCUACUUCCUGGGUUUCCUGGUUAGGGAAAGUGGUUAGAUCAACACUGGUCAGAGAACAGGAGGCUGAAAGAAUGACGUCUGGGACCCCCAGCAAGAUGGCUUCUUUGCUCAUCUCAAGAACCAGCUCUGCCAUGUGAUGGGCCCAGGAGGGCGGAGGAUGAAGCCUGGUGCUCAGCAGGGCCAGCUCCUCGCGUCAGCUGAUUAACAGGCUCUGGGGUACUCUCACUCCGUGCAGUCUUGUCCUUAGCCCACUCCAGGCGUCCCUCACCCCUCCUGAAUGACGUGAGCUCAGCCUGACUGGUCCCCACCAUCGUCCUGCAGCACCGAUGCCCAUGACUUUGCUGGGCUGGACAGGAAGACAGUUCCAGCCACUGCAAGCCAACCCACGGGGAGUCUGCCCCAGGGUCAGGGUGAUGUGGGUCUCAUGGCCCAUCGCUGCCUGGGCAAUAGGUCACCUCCUGAAAUUCUUGAUUUUUUUAAUCUCAAAGUGAAAGCAAUGACCACUUCUUUACUUCUUGUGCCAUUUUGCAGGCAGCUUAGAAGAUAAGAAGCAAAUUGGCAUUUAGUUGAUUUUCUCCUGAAAUGGAGAGUCCCCAGAACACAGGAAAGGAAUAAUUUCUUGAGAGGUCUUAGGGCAAGAUGUACAUUUCUGUAAAUUCUUUCCAUAUGUACUCAGGUUUUUAUGUGACGCAAAUUAAAUAUCAUAUUUUAGUGCCAAUAAUUAUUUCAGUCCUAAAGGCUAUGGUGUGCACAUUAUUGUAGUCCUCAAUACUUCGGUAAUGUUAUUUAAAGUAAUUCAAGAAUAAUGUGCUGUCUUGGCUUUGAAGGAAAAAUAAAAGCAUUCAACUGCAA